Messenger RNA from Camellia sinensis, 3404 nucleotides. Its product is annotated as receptor-like protein 6. Gene Ontology annotation, molecular function: protein binding. The record is from RefSeq and is a predicted model, not a curated record. Lineage: Eukaryota; Viridiplantae; Streptophyta; Magnoliopsida; Ericales; Theaceae.
AUACAUUUAUUCCUUCACCAUCAUCAAACUACUAUCCUUCUUACUCUCCUUUUCAUAUCUCUUUGAAUCCUCCUACCUAUAAGAAAACAAAAUGAGUUGGCUUAUGUUUUUUCAUCAAUUUCUUCUGCUAUUUCUCUUGUCUUCUUCUUUUUCUUCUACUUGUGCACGCCAUACCUGCCUUAAGGACCAAAGAUUUUCACUUCUCCAAUUUAAAAGAACAUUUCCCAUAACUUCUGAUGCCUUUUUCUAUUGUGGCUCUCAUCCCAAAAUGGUGUUCUGGAAUGAGAGUAUUGAUUGUUGCUCGUGGGAGGGGGUCACAUGCGACUGGUCGAAUGGUCAUGUGAUUGGACUUGACCUUAGUUGCAGCCAACUUCAGGGCACUAUCCAAGCCAACAGCACCCUCUUUCACCUUCCUCACCUCCAAAGCCUCAAUCUUGCCUUCAAUGACUUCAGUUUGUCUAGAAUUCCAUCCGAGUUUGGCUCGUUUGCGAGUUUGACCCAUCUCAACCUCUCUGACACUAAUUUUGCAGGACAAAUUCCUUCAACAAUCUCCCAUCUUUCCAAAUUGAUUUCCCUUGACCUCUCUCACUUUAGUUAUAAUUUAAAUCAGGGGAGACUUGAACAACACACUUUCAAUAUGCUUCUUCAAAACCUAACCCAAUUAAGAGAACUACGCCUUGAUGGGUUGAAUAUCUCUUCACCUUUACCUUAUGCUUUGCUAAAUCUAUCUUCUUUGACAUCUCUCAGUCUUUGUGCUUGUGAACUGCGUGGGAAAUUCUUAGAAAACAUUUUUCACUUUCCAAACCUACGAAACCUCGAUGUACAUGGAAAUUCAGAACUCACAGGUAAACUUCCAAACUUCAAUGUGACUAGUUCCUUUCAGUCUCUUGAUGUCUCAUUCACAAGUUUUUCUGGCCAAUUGCCUGAAUCAAUCAGCAAUCUUAAAGCCUUGAAUAGAUUGUACCUCAUUAGCAAUAACUUUUCGGGGUCCAUUCCUGCCUCUUUUGGGAACCUUACACAAAUCAAUGAUUUAGGCUUCUGGUCUAACAAAUUCAGCGGUCAAAUCCCCUCAUCAAUUUCAAACCUUGCAAAGCUUCCUUUCUUGGAUCUUUCCAGAAACAAUUUUAACGGACAAAUACCGGAUUCCCUUGGCAACAUGAGCCAACUUACUUUCUUGUACCUUUAUUCUAAUCAGCUAACUGGUCCCAUUCCUUCGUGUAUAACUGGGCUUUCAAAGCUAACUGCUGUCCAAUUGUAUGAUAACUCACUCAAUGGGACUAUACCAUCUUCGUUGUUUGCUCUACCUUCACUGGAAGGUAUAGAUUUGAGUUACAAUAAGCUACAGGGACCAAUUCCAGGAUCAGUUUAUGAACUCCAGAACCUAACGAGAUUAGAGCUUUCAUCAAAUAACCUAAGUGGUGUAGUGGAUCUAGAUAAGCUUCUAAAGCUUAAAAAUCUGACCUAUCUUGAUCUCUCAUAUAAUGGUCUCUCAUUGAGCAUCAACAACGGUGUCAACUCUACCUUGACCAACUUUGACACUAUAGGAUUAGCUUCUUGCAACUUGAGCGAAUUUCCAAACUUCUUGAGAGAACAAGCCAAUUUGUAUUCACUAGACCUUUCAAACAACAAAAUUCAAGGUGAAGUUCCAAAAUGGUUAUUCAAUGUGGGGAAAGAUUCAUUGAUUAGUUUAAAUCUUUCUCAUAAUUUCCUUACAAGUUUAGAGUGUCUUCCGUGGAAGAAUCUACAGUUUAUUGACCUACACUCCAACUUACUCCAAGGAUCACUCCCUGUUCCACCUAACACCACAUAUUUUCUCUCUAUCUCAAACAAUAAAUUGACCGGAGCAAUCCCUCCAUUGAUUUGCGGUCUAAGUUCACUUCAAGUUCUUGAUCUGUCUAAUAACAGUUUGAGUGGUUUGAUUCCACAAUGUUUGGGAAACUUGAGCAAUAGUCUCUCGGUGUUGAAUUUAGGAAUCAAUAACUUUUCUGGCACCUUUACUGCAACAUUUACCAAAGGCAAUUUGCUAAGGAAUCUAAACUUGAAUGGCAACCAAAUUGAAGGACAAGUUCCACGAUCUUUGCUCAAUUGUGAAUACUUGGAAGUUCUAGAUCUUGGAAAAAACAAGAUAAAUGAUACAUUCCCCCACUGGUUGGAAACUCUUAUAGAAUUGCAGGUUCUUGUCUUGAGGUUUAAUAGGUUUCAUGGUCACAUAGGCACCUCCAAGACCAAAGGCAAACAUCCUUUUCCUAAGUUGAGAAUUAUUGACAUAUCUUGUAAUGAGUUCACUGGCCUUUUGCCAACAAAUUAUAUCAAACAAUUUGGAGCUAUGAUCAAUGUUGAUGAACAUGAAAUGAAAUUGAAAUACAUGGGUGAUAGCUAUUAUCAAGAUUCUGUGGUGGUGAUGAUUAAAGGACAAGAGAUUGAAUUAUCAAGAAUCUUAAUAGUCUUAUCAAUCAUUGAUUUUUCAAGAAAUAAAUUCCAAGGAGAGAUUCCAAAAUCCAUUGGGUGGCUUAAUUCACUUCGGGGUCUUAACUUAUCCCAUAACAACCUCGAAGGCCACAUUCCAACUUCACUUGGAAAUUUGAAAAACCUUGAAUCAUUGGACCUUUCCUCAAACAAGCUUGUUGGGGAGAUUCCGCAGCAACUGGCAAGUCUAACGUUUCUUGAGGUAUUAAAUCUUUCAGACAACCAACUAGUGGGACGAAUUCCUCAAGGGAGCCAAUUUAAUACAUUUGGGAUUGGUUCAUACACUGGGAACUUGGCCUUAUGUGGAUUCCCCUUAUCAAAGAUAUGUGAGGGACAACAACCAUUGCCACCUUCACCAACACUCCAACAUGAUGAAAAUUCAGUUUGGGAGGGCGAAUUUAGCUGGAAAGUUGUUGUGAUGGGGUAUGGAUGCGGCUUUGUAUUUGGAAUGGUUAUGGGAUAUCUUAUGUUUGUAACUCGAAGUCCAGAAUGCCUGAUGAAAAUUGCUGAAGGAAAACAAUAUAAGAAGGUGAAAAGGUUCAAGAAGAGUGCCCACUGAUGCAGUAAAGGAAGAAAAAAGCAAAAACAAAUGGCGUCAUUUAGAUCUGUUCCAUUAAGUAGCACAAUAAAGCAAUGGUGUCCACUUGAAGGGGUGUCUCAUGUAGCUGUUGGAUUUGAGUCCAUGUGCAUCUGGAUAGCAGCUAUACAGGAUCACUUCAAAAGAUUUUACCCUUGUUGUUGUAUUGAGUUCUAAAGCUUUGUAAAGUUGUUUAGUUUUCUUAAAGCAUGAGUUAAAUAAGAGUUGCAUAUCGUGACUCUUUCUUGUUUCUUUUAUCGCAUCUUGUAGCAACCUUUAAAGAUUUGUACUUUUUUUAUAUAGCUGCUUUUAAAUCGGAUUUCAGUCAAACUUGGCCUUGCUGAGUUUUUUAACUUUAAAA